AUGGCAUUUGAUGGCUCAAAAAAAUCUUCACCAAAAGAUAAUAAGAACAAUGGCCAUGGGGCGCAUGUUGCUGGCAUUGUCAUUGGAAAUUUUGUUGAUAACACUGAUGUUCUUGGGCUUGCCAAGGGCACCGCAUCAGGCACAUCACCUAAAGCUCAUCGUGCUACCUAUAAGGCUGGCUACAUGGGAAACAAUUGCAAUAGUGCAGAUAUUGCGGCAGCUGUAGAUGAAGCCAUUAAAAAUGGAGUGGAUAUUCUCAAUCUUUCUUCGGGAUACUUAAACCCCUCUCCGUUCUAUAAUGAUGACAUAAUAAUUACAAUGAUCUCUACUGUUAGAGCAAAAAUAUUUGUUUGUAUGGCUGUAGGAGACAUAGCUCAUGCCAACUACACUACAACACACAAAAUUGUGAAUUAUUUCACAUACUCUAGCUCAACUGCUACUGCAAUAAUUACAUUUAAUGGUACAAAUUUUGGAGCACGACCAUCUCCCACAGUUGGUUACUUCUCUUCAAGAGGUCCAUAUGCUUACAAUGGUGGCAUAAUAAAGCCUAAUAUCCUUGGACCUGGGGCGAAUAUCCUUUAUGCAUCAUGGCCAGUUAGACCUGGACCAAAUCCGAAUGGUCCUCCAGGUUCAUAUUUCAACUUUGACAAUGGAACAUCAAUGGCCACACCUCAUCUUAGGGGGAUUGCUGCACUACUUAAGAACACUCACAAAAAUUAG
Messenger RNA from Dioscorea cayenensis subsp. rotundata (Guinea yam), 720 nucleotides. Its product is annotated as subtilisin-like protease 4. Bases 1 to 720 code for a protein of 239 amino acids. Gene Ontology annotation, biological process: proteolysis. The transcript has 2 exons. The record is from RefSeq and is a predicted model, not a curated record. Gene Ontology annotation, molecular function: serine-type endopeptidase activity. Lineage: Eukaryota; Viridiplantae; Streptophyta; Magnoliopsida; Dioscoreales; Dioscoreaceae.